AUGGGGAACUGUUGCUCCCAGAGCAGCACAGACGAUGCUGCUGCUCCUGAAAAUAAUGCCGAAAAUGGAGAAUCUGAGCCUAAAACUGGAGAGAGUGCUACCACACCCCCUAGGACUACCCCUCCUUCAGCCUCUCCUAAUCAUUCCACCAAGCCCUCAAAGCAGGCUCCAGUUGGGCCGGUUUUAGGCCGUCCAAUGGAGGAUGUUAGGUCAUUGUAUACCAUUGGAAAAGAACUUGGAAGAGGGCAAUUUGGCGUUACACAUUUGUGCACCAACAAACAAACAGGUGAGCAAUUUGCAUGCAAAACCAUUGCCAAGAGGAAGCUUGUAAACAAGGAGGAUAUCGAGGAUGUUAGAAGGGAAGUCCAGAUCAUGCAUCACUUGACAGGCCAGCCUAAUAUUGUGGAACUUAAGGGAGCAUACGAGGAUAAACAUUCAGUUCAUCUGGUGAUGGAGUUGUGUGCUGGAGGAGAGCUGUUUGAUCGGAUUAUUGCCAAGGGACAUUAUACCGAGCGAGCUGCUGCAUCUUUGCUCAGAACUAUUGUUCAGAUUGUGCAUACAUGCCAUUCUAUGGGUGUCAUUCAUAGGGAUCUCAAGCCUGAGAACUUCCUUCUCUUGAACAAGGAUGAGAAUGCUCCUCUCAAGGCCACAGAUUUUGGUCUCUCUGUUUUUUACAAGCAAGGAGAUAUGUUCAAAGACAUCGUGGGAAGUGCCUACUACAUUGCACCGGAAGUCUUGAAGAGAAGAUAUGGACCUGAAGUGGAUAUCUGGAGUGUUGGGGUUAUGUUAUACAUUCUUCUUUGUGGAGUCCCUCCUUUCUGGGCUGAGUCUGAGAAUGGCAUAUUCAAUGCAAUUUUACGUGGCCACGUGGAUUUUACAAGUGAUCCAUGGCCUUCAAUUUCAUCCGGAGCAAAGGAUCUUGUAAAGAAAAUGUUGACUUCUGAUCCCAAGCAGAGACUUACAGCAGUUCAGGUCCUAAAUCAUCCAUGGAUCAAGGAAGAUGGAGAAGCACCUGAUACGCCUCUUGAUAAUGCUGUUUUGGCCAGGCUCAAGCAGUUCCGAGCCAUGAACAAAUUCAAAAAAGUUGCUCUUCGGGUUAUUGCAGGUUGCCUAUCGGAGGAAGAGAUCAUGGGACUAAAGCAAAUGUUCAAGGGCAUGGAUACUGAUAAUAGUGGUACAAUUACACUCGAGGAACUGAAGCAAGGAUUGGCUGAGCAAGGGACUAAGCUAUCAGAAUAUGAAGUUAAACAAUUGAUGGAAGCAGCUGAUGCAGAUGGGAAUGGGACCAUAGAUUACGAGGAGUUCAUUACCGCGACAAUGCACCUGAAUAGAAUGGACAGAGAAGAGCACCUUUACACUGCCUUCCAAUACUUUGAUAAGGACAAUAGCGGGUACAUUACAAUAGAAGAAUUAGAGCAAGCUCUCCGGGAUUUUGGAAUGAGUGAUGGGAAGGAUAUAAAGGAAAUCAUUUCUGAAGUUGAUGCUGAUAAUGAUGGCCGAAUAAACUAUGAUGAAUUUGUGGCCAUGAUGAAGAAAGGCCAACCAGAUGCACCAACCAACAUAAAGAAGAGGCGGGAUGUAUUUGUUUCAUAA
Coffea eugenioides is the source of this 1593-nucleotide messenger RNA. RefSeq names its product calcium-dependent protein kinase 17-like. The record is from RefSeq and is a predicted model, not a curated record. The transcript is spliced from 8 exons. Lineage: Eukaryota; Viridiplantae; Streptophyta; Magnoliopsida; Gentianales; Rubiaceae. Gene Ontology annotation, cellular component: nucleus; cytoplasm. Gene Ontology annotation, biological process: peptidyl-serine phosphorylation; protein autophosphorylation; intracellular signal transduction. The coding region runs from base 1 to 1593 and encodes 530 amino acids. Gene Ontology annotation, molecular function: ATP binding; calcium/calmodulin-dependent protein kinase activity; calcium-dependent protein serine/threonine kinase activity.